AUGAGCACCAUGCGGCUGCUGCUGCUCGCCCUCCUCUUCUCCUCGUCCUUCGCCCGCGCCGGCUGCGACCCUAAGAUCGUCAAUAUCGGCGCGGUGCUGAGCACCAAGAAGCACGAGCAGAUCUUCCGCGAGGCCGUAAACCAGGCCAACAAGCGGCACGGCACCUGGAAGCUCCAGCUCAACGCCACCUCCGUCACCCACAAGCCCAACGCCAUCCAGAUGGCCCUGUCCGUCUGCGAGGACCUCAUCUCCAGCCAGGUCUAUGCAAUAUUAGUUAGUCACCCUCCUGCUCCCAACGAUCACCUAACACCAACACCUGUAUCAUACACAGCUGGCUUCUACAGGAUCCCUGUCAUUGGUCUGACAACACGCAUGUCUAUAUACUCUGAUAAGAGCAUCCACCUGUCCUUUUUGCGCACGGUCCCACCCUACUCUCACCAGGCCAACGUCUGGUUUGAGAUGAUGAGAGUCUUCAACUGGAACCACGUCAUCCUGAUAGUCAGCGACGACCACGAGGGUCGUGCUGCACAGAAGAAGCUGGAGACCCUCCUGGAGGAGAAAGAGUCCAAGAGUAAAAAAAGGAACUAUGAAAACCUCGACCAACUUUCCUAUGACAACAAGCGAGGACCCAAGGCUGAGAAAGUGCUUCAGUUUGACCCUGGGACCAAAAAUGUGACAGCGCUGCUGCUGGAGGCGAAGGAGCUGGAGGCCAGGGUCAUCAUCCUCUCUGCCAGCGAGGAUGACGCGGCCACGGUGUACAGAUCAGCAGCCAUGCUCAACAUGACCGGCUCGGGCUACGUGUGGCUGGUGGGGGAGCGGGAGAUCUCGGGCAAUGCCCUGCGCUAUGCCCCGGACGGAGUGAUCGGCUUACAGCUCAUCAACGGCAAGAACGAGUCAGCCCACAUCAGUGACGCUGUUGCCGUGGUGGCCCAGGCCGUGCACGACUUGUUCGAGAAGGAGAAUAUCACAGACCCACCGCGGGGCUGCGUGGGCAACACCAACAUCUGGAAGACGGGACCCCUUUUUAAGAGGGUGUUGAUGUCCUCCAAGUACUCAGAGGGUGUCACCGGCCGGGUGGAGUUCAACGAGGAUGGGGACAGGAAAUUUGCCAACUACAGCAUCAUGAACCUGCAGAACCGGAAACUGGUCCAGGUUGGGAUUUACAACGGCAGCAAUGUCCUGACCAAUGACAGGAAGAUCAUCUGGCCAGGUGGGGAAACUGAGAAACCUCAAGGCUAUCAGAUGUCAACCAAGUUGAAGAUUGUGACCAUCCACCAAGAGCCCUUUGUGUAUGUGAAACCCACUCAGGCAGAUGGGACAUGCAGGGAGGAAUUCACCAUCAAUGGAGAUCCUGUCAAAAAGGUCUUCUGCACUGGACCCAAUGAGACCAUCCCAGGCCGUCCCACCGUGGCACUGUGCUGCUAUGGCUUCUGCAUCGACCUGCUCAUCCGCCUGGCAGGCGUGAUGAACUUCACCUACGAGGUUCACCUGGUGGCUGAUGGUAAAUUUGGUACCCAAGAGAGGGUGAACAACAGCAACAAGAAGGAGUGGAACGGGAUGAUGGGGGAGCUGCUGAGCGGCCAGGCUGACAUGAUUGUGGCUCCCCUCACCAUCAACAAUGAGCGGGCUCAGUACAUCGAGUUCUCCAAGCCCUUCAAGUACCAGGGCCUCACCAUCCUCGUGAAGAAGGAAAUCCCCCGCAGCACCCUGGACUCAUUCAUGCAGCCCUUCCAGAGCACGCUCUGGCUGCUGGUGGGGCUGUCUGUGCACGUGGUGGCAGUGAUGUUAUACCUCUUAGACCGAUUCAGCCCAUUUGGCCGGUUCAAAGUAAACAGUGAGGAGGAGGAAGAAGAUGCCCUGACUCUCUCCUCAGCCAUGUGGUUCUCCUGGGGAGUCCUGCUGAACUCUGGCAUUGGAGAAGGUGCUCCCCGGAGUUUCUCUGCCCGUAUCCUUGGCAUGGUGUGGGCUGGCUUUGCUAUGAUCAUUGUGGCUUCAUACACUGCCAACCUGGCAGCCUUCCUGGUGUUAGACCGACCUGAGGAGAGGAUCACAGGCAUUAACGACCCCCGGCUGCGCAACCCCUCGGAUAAGUUUAUCUACGCCACAGUGAAGCAGAGCUCUGUGGACAUCUACUUCCGACGGCAGGUGGAGCUGAGCACCAUGUACCGGCACAUGGAGAAGCACAACUACGAGAGCGCUGCUGAGGCCAUCCAGGCAGUGAGGGACAACAAGCUCCACGCCUUCAUCUGGGACUCGGCGGUGCUGGAGUUCGAGGCCUCCCAGAAGUGUGACCUGGUGACCACGGGGGAGCUCUUCUUCCGCUCCGGCUUCGGGAUCGGCAUGCGCAAGGACAGCCCCUGGAAGCAGAACGUCUCCCUGGCCAUCCUCAAGUCUCACGAGAACGGCUUCAUGGAGGAUUUGGACAAGACUUGGGUGAGGUAUCAAGAGUGUGAUUCCCGUAGCAAUGCCCCAGCAACACUCACCUUUGAAAAUAUGGCAGGUGUGUUUAUGCUGGUGGCUGGAGGUAUUGUUGCCGGGAUAUUUUUAAUAUUCAUAGAGAUAGCUUACAAAAGGCAUAAGGACGCGCGGAGGAAGCAGAUGCAGCUGGCGUUUGCGGCCGUUAAUGUGUGGAGGAAAAACCUGCAGGAUAGAAAAAGUGGUAGAGCAGAACCUGACCCUAAAAAGAAAGCCACUUUUAGGUCCAUCACCUCCACCCUGGCCUCCAGCUUCAAGAGACGUAGGUCCUCCAAGGAUACGCAGUAUCACCCCACCGACAUCACCGGCCAGCUCAACCUCUCCGACCCCUCAGUCAGCACUGUGGUGUGACCUUCUCCCCGAGGGCCAUCAGUCCUUGCCCAACACAGUAGGAAGGCACAGCCAGGACUGUCUUUCAAGGGACACUGAUGGGUUCUUCUGGGUGAGAUGGGAGGAAAGCAUCCUUCAUCCAUACACAGUGACUCCAUUGUAUAUCUCCCUCCCUUCCUAGGCCUGCUGCCAUGCUCGUACCCCAGGAAGCACGGCAGAACCAGGACAAGGUUUGGACUUCACUGUACAGAGAUAAUUGCUUCCAAACAGUGCCACAAUGAUCAGAAUUGCCACUGACUGGCUCCGUGCAAGGGGAAAGGACUGCAGAAGGCACACAGUGCCUGCUUUCCCACAGUAGCAAGGAAGGGCUGGUGCCAGACCACAGGCACGUGCUUGACCUUACAGGUUGCAGCCUUCUGAGCACACACAGCCCCUCAGACAUGUGCUUCGCAUCUCUCACCACCUAGAGGGCUCUACGGUCCUGCGCAGCUGGAGCAGCCAGCUCCUGGUGUGGCAGGUUGGGCACAUGUUCCUGCUGUGCCGAGUGACCCUCCCGUCUGCCGCAGGGGCUGGAAGAUGUGUGCUCUGCUCCUUGCCGGAGAUGGACCCUCUUCCCCUCCCCCGCAUCGUCCCGUCCGUGGUCCGGCAGCAGCAGGAGAGCUCCCUCCCUGCAGCCCUCGCCCCUGAGCUACUCGCGGUACUCCGGGGCCGUGGAGUGCUGCCAGCCGAGAUCCCGGCUCCCACCUCUCCUGCACAGAAAUAUCCCCGGGACCUGGCCACGGCCAGCAUGUAGCACUCACACAGCAGCUCUCCUGGCCAGGAAUUCUCCACGGGAAAUGGCUCUGGAUGGUUGCACUGACCUCUACCCCAGCUCCACACUGCCUCAGCACCAGCAAUGCAAGGAGAGAUGCUGCUGGCUGGUCCCGGCUCGGUGCGCUGCUGCAGCGGCCCCCCAGCCUGUCUGCACCGCCGGGGCACCACGGCCAGCGCUGGCGGCUCCCCUGCCACCCUCACCUGCGGUUCAAGCUUGCCAGCAGCUCCCGCGGCAGCCCUGCGGCCCCAGCUCACGGCGCUCCGUCUGCCUGAACCCGGAGACGUGGAAAGCAGACCCCAGCUCGGGAGAAGGAACCGAACGGGCCAGGCUGACCUCUUCCCUCCCCGCACCGUCGUCCCUUCGGGCCCACACGGCCACCCCGAGCAGCCUCCCCGUGGGCAGCGGGGCUGAGCAGCGUCUCCUGCCAGUCGGAACGCCCACCUGCAGCGUGGUAACCAGCCCCGGCGGCACGGACUGCCUUCCCCCGGCCCCAGGCUGCCCCCCCGGGCAGCAGCCCCGCAGGCAGGAUUUCACAUGGCAGCUGAGGUCUGUGAGCAUCGUCCCACCGACUGCUGUGGCUCCAUCAUGUUCAUCUAGCUCCAGCUGAGAAAUUGGACCCAUUCCACUUUAUACGUCAGUGUUACAUUAAUACCAAGUUUUUGCAAGAGCUCAGUAAAGUCUAGACUGGAUCAUGAAGUGGUUUAUUCCAGAGCCGUGUGCCUCUUUCUGUCUCUGACUUCUGGCAAAGCUGGCGGGGAGCCCUGUGGUGAAUCAGAGCCUCACCCAACCCUGCGGCAGGGUCUGCAAACAGUGGACAAACAGGGACAGGAAGGGAUGGAGAAACCAGGAGGGAGAAAGGCCAGGGGCUAUAGAGGAGACUGAGAGGGAAAGGGCAUCCCCAUCCUGGGAUACUCAGGUGACAGAGAGCCUGCACAGCCAGGCUGGUGCACAGGCCCUGCAGCGAGGGGACGGGGGCAGCAUGGAGCUGUGCAAACACCAGCACCAUGAUAGCUGGCCCUGUCCCACCUCCAUCCUGGGGAAAACUGUCCCCUGCCACUGCAGGCUCCAUCUCCUGGGAGCCAGCCUUUGGGAACAGGGGAUGGACUGCAGGGAUGAGGGCACUGGGGAAGUCCCCACACAUCAGCCCAUCCACAGGGAGAUCCAUCAAGGGAUCUCCAAAAUAGGAAGGUCACCCAAGGCUGAACUGAAGGAACAUCACCCAUCCACAGCAUCUUCCCCUUGUGCUGAGACGUCCAGCCCAGCCUCCAUGGGGGCUGAGCCUCAGGAUGGUCUGAGGGAAGGAGCAGGGGUCAGGUGGCCGUGCAGGGUGGCAAACAAGGUCUUACCUUCAAAUGGGAAGCCCAGGCCUUCCUGGAAAUAACUGAGCCCUCUCUAGAGAGGGUCUGGGAGAGCUGGGAUUGCUCCUGGGACGGGCAAGACGGCGAUCCCAGCAGAGGUCCUGCAGCCCUCCCAGGUGCAGGGCUGGCAGCACUGGAGCAGCUGCUGCCUCCAGCAGCUCCCUGCCAGCCCCCUGCCCCACAGCAGGGAGGAAGCAGGGAUCUGGCCAUGUGGCAGCACACGGGGCUGGCUUCGCUCUUAAAAGUAAAAACAGGAGCAAGCCUCCACUGAGGUGAUGCCUGGUUUAUUCAUGUGUGAUUCACUGAACCCUUGCCAAGAGCCCGCUGAAGAUGCACUGACUCCUGCCACAGCCUUGGCAGGUCCCAGCUCUUGCAUGGGCAGGAGAUGGAGUGGACAAGGCUGGUGGUCACAGCAUCUCAUUGUGGCUCUGAUCAUCUUGCAGUGGGUAAGAGGUCAGGCCAAAAAGGGCUCUUGUUUCUCCUUGAAAGGUGUUUCUGUCACCUCAGCUUGUGGCUUUCUUGUGGAGAUCAGCUCCAGAUCCUUCCAGGCCAUCUCCCAGCACACUCAUGGAGCACUUCCAGCAGCAUUUCUACAGGAAAGAGGAGGGAGCAGGGCAGGGAGGUGCAGGGGCAGCCCCAGCCCCUAUUUGUGGGUGAUGGGGGUGAGGCAGCAGCCAAGGCUGCUGUAAAGGGCCCCUGUAAAGGGCUUGUUUGUCCCCACUCCCAGCACUGAGCUAACCCCACCCCUUGGCUGGGGAUGAGCUGUAGCCUGGGGUAAAGUUAUUGAGGGAGAAACCACUGUAGCCUCCCCCAUCCUUUGGCAGCUGCUCUGCCCAAACACAGCAGUGGCAGCUCUUCCUGGCCCUCACCCCAAACUUCAGCCUCACCCUAGACCUUGGUUGUUGGCUGAGCCGUCUCAGCACCAGCAUUCCUGACUCAACAGAAAAAAAAAAAAAAUCAAAAGGAGCUUUUUGCAACCAGCCCUGUCCUUGGGCAGCACUCUGACAGGCCUAGCAUGGUCUGACAGCCCCAUGGAGGCUUUGGAAUGCUCCAAACCACCUAGAGAUCUUCAGGUGCACCAAAAGGCACACAGACAGCUCUGGGGUACCCUAAAAGGAAAACAAUGCCUGCCAGGACACAAAAGACAAACAUGGCACUUAGGUGGAGGAAAAGCCAACUCAAGGAGUUCUGAGGGCACAGGAAAAAAAAGCACUGAGGCUGCUGGGGUCACUGAAGGCAGUCAGAGGGUGCAGGGGGCACCAAAAGGCCCAAGGAGCAAACGGAAA
This is a messenger RNA of Serinus canaria (Common canary), 6263 nucleotides long. It is a transcript of the gene GRIN1, whose product is annotated as glutamate ionotropic receptor NMDA type subunit 1. Gene Ontology annotation, molecular function: NMDA glutamate receptor activity. Lineage: Eukaryota; Metazoa; Chordata; Aves; Passeriformes; Fringillidae. The record is from RefSeq and is a predicted model, not a curated record. Gene Ontology annotation, cellular component: NMDA selective glutamate receptor complex; neuron projection; plasma membrane. The transcript has 21 exons. Gene Ontology annotation, biological process: chemical synaptic transmission; ionotropic glutamate receptor signaling pathway; regulation of membrane potential. The coding region runs from base 1 to 2826 and encodes 941 amino acids.